AUGGGAAGAGAAAACCAUGACCCUACUAUUGUUCACUCUUCCAUUGCACUUCUACAAGAGAGGUUUAGACAAUUAGAAAGAGUAAAAGAAAUGAGAGAAGAGAGAGAGCUAAAGAAAAUGCUCAAUGAAACAAAACAAUUCAAUUCCAAUAACAUUACUACUCCAAGUUAUGAUUAUGAUCAAUCAACAAGGUUGUUUUCUUCCAACCAUGAAUUGAUUAUUCCAUCACGAUCAUCAUCACCACCUCAUGUUUCUCUUUCUCUUUGGCCAACAACAUCACAGGUACAACAAGAGGAGUACUUUACAAGUUUGAAGAAUCCAAUUUCAAUGAACUUAUGCACUACAAAUUAUCCACAAAACAUGCAAUCUUCAUGGAAGAAUGGUUAUGAUUGUGACUCUUCCUCUGAUUCUGGUGUUGACACUUCUCUUCACCUUUGA
Molecule: messenger RNA, 438 nt
Organism: Trifolium pratense (red clover)
Lineage: Eukaryota; Viridiplantae; Streptophyta; Magnoliopsida; Fabales; Fabaceae
Exons: 1
Coding region: 1-438 (145 amino acids)
Source: RefSeq, a predicted model, not a curated record